AUGCCGCCAGCGGAGAAAUUCUCCCACAAGGUCUCCUGGGGUGGUUCGUCGCCCAAGCAGCCCAGGGCCUCCGGCCCAGACCGGGAUUCCGCUUUCUCACUCACCUCCUCGCUUCCAACCCUCCACUUGCGCUACAACUCUAACCCGGAUGAGUGGGACAAGAGGGCCAUAGGGAGCUACUACGAGUUGUACGCGGCGGCGCUGGGCAACCUGGAAUGGUUGCGGUUCUGUCUGAGUCGGCACCGUGAGGAAAUCCCGGCAGAUGACAAGGGUUUCACUGCCAUCCACUUUGCAGCCCAGAGUGGCAAGCUUGCAUGCCUGAAGGUCUUGGUAGAGGAGUACAAGUUUCCGGUGGACCUGCCCACCAACAAUGGUCAGACACCCCUGCACCUGGCCAUCCACAAGGACAACAAGACCAUGAUCCUCCCCUGCAUUCACUACCUGCUUAAGCAAGGGGCGGCCCUCAACACUCAGACAUGCAAUGGCUCCACACCCCUCCACCUGGCGGCCUGCCAGGGCCUGCUGAAAUGUGUGAAGGUCCUGGUGCAAAAUGGGGCCGAUGUCCAUGCCCGAGAUGCCAUGGGCUGCAAACCCAUCGACUAUUGCAAAAUAUGGAAUCACCGCGACUGUGCCAGGUUCUUGAAGGAUGCCAUGUGGAAACGGGACAAGAAGGACUUUGCUUGUGAGAUGGGGAAAUUGAAGACGCUCAAGGACCAGCUGGCCCUCAUGGAACAGGACUACCUGACUGAGUAUCAAAAAGAGCACCAAAUUCUGAGAGAAGCUAAUUUCAAGAAGUGGCUCCACUGCAAGCAGCUGCUCCGAGGCCAAUCCCUGAUCCAGACCGCCAAGCGAGAGCCUUGUACCCCACGCCAGGCUAUGGCCCUCUCCAAGGCCACCAGGUACCAGGGACUGAGGCCUCCCAAGAGCUUCUACCCCUCCCCAGAGGCGCGCCUGCGAGAGACACCGCGGCCCAAGCUGCAGCCCUUGAGGACACACACGCCCAUCUACAUGCAGCCCAUGGUCAGGCGGCCCAAGUCAUGGAAUGUUAGCAACAAUCCUGCCAGAUCACCCACCACCCAGAUCGGCUACACGCAGGGCAUCCGACUGGGUGUGCAUCCAGACCCCAGCUCAGAGCAUGACUUCCGCAGCUUCCUCAAGGUGAGGUCCGACAGGCACGGUAGUGCCAAACUGUGCACAGUGGCCGGCAACCAGGUGGCACCUGUGCCCCAGCUGCCUUUCGAGGUGAUGGUCCAAGAGCUGUACCCUUCGGUGCGGCCAUACAGGAUGAAAGUGCCCCAGGGCUUUUGCUCUGUCAGCAUGAAGGAUGUGCCCCAGAAGCGGCACUUGGGUGGUAACAACUUCUGGACUGACGCUCUGGCCAUGAACCUGCGCGAGACAUUUGAUGAAGCCUUCCUGGCAGCUGUGCAAGCCCAUCAAAGGCUCCCCACUCGACCCUACCUGAAAAGUCCCCCAUAA
Messenger RNA from Puma concolor (puma), 1476 nucleotides. It is a transcript of the gene ANKRD53, whose product is annotated as ankyrin repeat domain 53. The record is from RefSeq and is a predicted model, not a curated record. Gene Ontology annotation, cellular component: spindle pole. Gene Ontology annotation, biological process: mitotic metaphase chromosome alignment; regulation of mitotic cytokinesis; regulation of mitotic spindle organization. Lineage: Eukaryota; Metazoa; Chordata; Mammalia; Carnivora; Felidae. Gene Ontology annotation, molecular function: protein binding.